Molecule: messenger RNA, 1623 nt
Organism: Salvelinus namaycush (lake trout)
Lineage: Eukaryota; Metazoa; Chordata; Actinopteri; Salmoniformes; Salmonidae
Product: probable tubulin polyglutamylase TTLL1
Exons: 8
Coding region: 1-933 (310 amino acids)
Biological process (GO): protein polyglutamylation; microtubule cytoskeleton organization
Cellular component (GO): cilium
Molecular function (GO): ATP binding; tubulin-glutamic acid ligase activity; tubulin binding
Source: RefSeq, a predicted model, not a curated record
AUGGCAGUUACACCAGGAAGAUCCUUGAGGCGAUUGAACCAAACAUCACGAUUGGAUGAAAAUCAUUCUCCUUUGCAGGUGUCUCAGGCAGGGUGGAUCCAGCUAGCUGGGACUGAUGACAGGUUGUCUGACAAGAAGAUUAGAAGAUCGAUUUCCAGGUUUGUAGCGGCCUCAAGUGGCAAGGAGGCCUAUGUCAUCUCUCUGUACAUCGACAACCCACUGCUGAUCGGAGGCAAGAAGUUUGACCUGCGUCUCUAUGUGUUGGUUACCACCUAUCGACCUCUCAAGUGUUACAUGUAUAAACUGGGUUUCUGCCGGUUUUGCACAGUGAAGUACACCCCCAGCACUAGUGAACUGGACAACAUGUUUGUGCACCUGACCAAUGUGGCCAUUCAGAGACAUGGGGAUGACUAUAACCAUGUCCACGGUGGGAAGUGGACAGUCAGUAACCUGCGUCUGUACCUGGAGAGCACCAGGGGGAAGGAGGUGACCAGCCGACUGUUUGACCAGAUCCACUGGAUCAUGGUGCAGUCCCUAAAGGCUGUCGCUCCCGUCAUGAACAAUGAUAAACAUUGCUUUGAGUGUUAUGGAUAUGACAUCAUCAUCGAUGACAAGCUGAAGCCAUGGCUUAUUGAGGUUAACGCUUCUCCGUCGCUCACCUCCAGCACAGCCAACGACCGGAUCCUGAAGUACAAUCUGAUCAAUGACAUUCUCAACAUCGUCACACCCAACGGGGACAUUCCCGACUGCCGCUGGAACCGCAGCCCACCCCGAGAGGCCCUGGGCAACUACCAAGUCCUGUACGACGAGGAGCAGGCGCUGAGCGAGAAUGCAGAACGUGACCUACGGAGUCGCUCAGGCCAGUCGCUGGGGUCUAAGGGAACGGCGAAGGUGGGCACCGGGCCUCGCCCAGCUGCCGCCACCUGGAAGUGAGGUGGUAAUGUCCAACGCCUCACUGUGCCUCACUGUCCCUUCACUGACCUCUGACUGACCUCUCGUUGCGCUUCCUGUGUCAUUCAUGGGGGAAAGGGGGUCGGGGGCAAGGGACAACCCAGACAGAGGGAUGGAAGGAUGACAGGGAGGGAGGGAGAGGACCCAGUAAGCUCUGAGGACCCUGCCAUGUAUCACAAGCAAGGACACGUGUGUGUGUCAGUAAAGAAAGGGUCACACACACUCACGUUUAGCAGAAGCUCUGUAUAAUACACUAAAUAAUAGCAUUUAUCAACCUUUUAUAUAGCAAUGGGAAAGGGACAUUCUCAGAUGACUGUUAGAGGAUUUCAUCAAUGCAUUGAAUAAUGUUUACAUAUAUUGUUGUGGAAUUGUCUGACUUUAAUGAUUUUUAUGUUUUCAAGCAGAAUAUUUGCUAGGUUAAGACACAUUGACGUGUGUAAUUAUUCUGUUCAUGUCUGAAAACCGACAGGUUUCACCUCUUUAUUUUGAAAUGUAUGACCCGAAAAGCAUUUGCUAUUUGUUGACUGUAUAAAACAUAGUGUAAUGGACAAUGCUAACAACAAACAAAAGUAAGACUGUCACGUUCCUGACCUGUUUUCUGUUAUUUUUGUAUGUGUUUAGUUGGUCAGGGCGUGAGUUGGGGUGGGCAUUCUAUGUUUUGUGUUUCUAUGU